GUAGGGGGUAACGCAGUUAUCAAGGAGGGCUCAGUGACCCAAAGACGCGCUGCCGCUACUUUGGGAGUUUUUGUCAUUGAUAGAGACGGUCUACAGGUGCUUCUUAUUUUGAAGCGAGUAAUAACAAUCAUCUUUCUGGAGAAGACGAGACAGGUUGCGCCAGAGAUGGAGAACAGGUCAACCAAAGGGAGAGUCGUGAUCAAAGACGAGUGGCCCGGCUACAGCCUCAAGCUGUUCACCUACCCAGAGCACUACCACGAGGACGUGGAGAGUGUUUACAUACCCCACGGUGUCAUCAUGGACCGGAUCGAGCGUCUGGCGCGCCACAUCAUGGAGGACAUCUCGGACCAGAACAUCAUGGUGCUGUGUGUGCUGAAGGGCGGCUACAAGUUCUGCUGCGACCUGGUGGAGCACAUCAAGGCCAUCGGACGCAGCGCCGACAAGUACCUGGAGACCCGCGUGGAGUUCAUCAGGCUCAAGAGCUACCUGAAUGACCAGUCCACCGAGGACCUGCAGAUCAUAGGGAGUCAGGACCUGUCCUUCCUGCGGGGGAAGAACGUACUGAUAGUCGAGGCGAUCGUCGACACAGGGAAGACCAUCAACGCACUUCUGAAGCACGUGGAGACCUUUGAGCCCAAGAUGGUGAAGGUUACUGCUCUGCUGGUGAAGAGAGUGCCCAACAUGGUGGAGAACCUUCCAGACUACGUCGGCUUCGAGAUCCCCAACCGCUUCGUGGUGGGCUACGCGCUGGACUACAACGAGUAUUUCCGUGACCUGAACCAUAUCUGUGUGAUCAGCGAGGUGGGGAAGAAGAAGUACAAGAUCUCAGCGGAAAAACCUGGAAUCGUUGAGGACCUCAGCCUGCAGGCUGAGGACCUCAGCCUGCUGAAUGACCUCCUAGCUCCUUGAAGGUCUCUCUCUCUCUCUCUCCCUCUCUCUCUCUCUCUCUCUCUCUCUGAAAACAUAUGCUCCUUAGUUUGUUUCCCUGCACCACAUCUUAUAUAAACAGCCCAACACGCUGCAAGGUUGUUUUCCCGAUUCCUCUCGACCGUGGCUAAUUCGUGGUGCCGUUCCAGAUGUAAACCGAUGCGAGUUGGCGUGCGAGAUGUAUACAAGUGUUUGGACCUGUUAAUGCAAAAUGUCUUCAUUUGACCAAAAAUGUGUGCAAUUGUCUUUUGUAACCUAAACUGUUUUACAAAAAACCCAAUGUAUUAAAGACAUUAUUUUUUUCACAAAG
Molecule: messenger RNA, 1237 nt
Organism: Gadus morhua (Atlantic cod)
Lineage: Eukaryota; Metazoa; Chordata; Actinopteri; Gadiformes; Gadidae
Product: phosphoribosyltransferase domain-containing protein 1
Exons: 10
Coding region: 166-909 (247 amino acids)
Biological process (GO): hypoxanthine metabolic process; GMP salvage; guanine salvage
Cellular component (GO): cytosol
Molecular function (GO): hypoxanthine phosphoribosyltransferase activity; magnesium ion binding
Source: RefSeq, a predicted model, not a curated record